Lactuca sativa (garden lettuce) is the source of this 1858-nucleotide messenger RNA. RefSeq names its product myosin-binding protein 7. The record is from RefSeq and is a predicted model, not a curated record. NCBI's taxonomy places the organism in Eukaryota, Viridiplantae, Streptophyta, Magnoliopsida, Asterales, Asteraceae.
AUAAAUAAAAAAAUUAAAAAAAACCUAGGGUUUCGUAUUCUCUCAACCAUCUAACUUCCAAUUUUCCCCAAUCAUUUUCCACGAUUUUCACGAACGAAUUCGCUCCCGCUUUUUCCUCCUACAUAAAACUUUUCAGCAAAUUUCGUCUCUGGCUAUCGGCGCAAGUGCCGACCCCCUACGGGCCCUUGAUUUCCGCGUGAAAAAUCGUUCAAGGGUCCAGUUGUCGUUUACUUUUAUCUCAGUAGACUUAUAAUUCGCCGGGGAAGUGAAACUUUGUGUACUGUAAACGAUCGGGUUCAGGAAUCUUCGAUCGGUAGGUGUUUUUUUUGUUACUUCUAGGCUGAUUUGAUGAACACCUGCUCUGAAUAUGGAAUCUGAGAUUGAGCAGCCUGCGGCGACUGUAGUCAAAUGGUGUGAUUGUGGAUCUGAUUGUUGUUCUGCAAAACUUGACAAUAUUGGGCCAUGGAUACGUACUACUAAAAGAAAAGUUGAUGAGAUAGAUGACAAUAAAUUCAUCAUACCCGGUCUUUCAAUUCCACAAGUGGCUCGUGUCGACAUUGGAAAUGAAUGUGCUGCUCUUCGAGAGAUGGUUAGUAACCAACAACAAACAAUUCAAGAUUUGUCAGAUGAACUAGAUGAGGAAAGAAAUGCAGCUUCCUCAGCUGCUAACGAGGCCAUGUCAAUGAUCUUGAGGUUACAGAGUGAAAAAGCUGAAAUCCAAAUGGAAGCCCGCCAAUUCAAACGCUUUUCAGAGGAGAAGAUGGCUCAUGAUCAAGAAGAGCUCAUGGCAAUGGAGGAUUACUUGUACGAAAAAGAACAGACCAUACAAGCUUUGACUUGUGAGAUCCAUGCAUAUAAACACAGGAUGUUGAGUUUGGGUCUCACAGAAUCUGAAAUAGAAGGGGACAACAAUGGUUUACCACUCAUUAAUAGCAGUGAAGCAAACUUAGAGAACCAAUUUGAGUACAAUUACCCUCCUCUAAAAUGCAGUGUGAAUGAACAUCAUGGUGAUGCAGAAGUUGAGAAUGAAACAGCUGAUAUAGAAGAAAGGAUUGAUGAAUUGGAGAGAAGUCCUAAGCAUAGUCCAGUACGCGAGAUAUAUACUGUUGACACUAUCCGUAAUGAUGCAUCUUUUGAUUAUGAUCCGAAGGCUAAUCUUGCUACAUAUGAUGAUCUUAAUGAUGCUAGAAAUGAGUCAUCAUAUGGUGGUAUUGGGGAUACAGAUGUUAAGAAGUUGUAUGCAAGGCUUCAUUCACUUGAGGCAGAUAGAGAAUCCAUGAAGCAGGCACUGAUAUCCAUGAGGACUGAUAAAGCACAAUUGGUAUUGUUGAAAGAAAUUGCUCAACAUUUGUAUAAAGACAUGGCACCACCACCAAGCAGGAUGCCUGUUAAGAAGCCAUCCAUAUUUAGGAAAUUUUCCUUUAUCAUGUUGUUCAAGUGGAUUGCAUCAUUUCUUUUUUGGAGGAGAGCACAUCGAAGCAAAUACAUGUUUGGUAUGUCGGUGAAUAAUGUGGGCUUGCGAAUGGUGAUAGACAAGGGACCUCAGAUAGGGCAAUGGAGGUGUCUUUCAAGAACGCGGUUCUUGAAAUAUUGAUCUCUAGUUUGGAGCUUAAACCUGGUUUGAACAUCUACAUCACACUUUGAUUUUUAGUUUUUUUUCUUAGAAAAAAUUCCGAUUAUUUUCUUCUUAUGGUAUUUCUUGGUGAAGUGGGUUUGCAUAUGAUUUGUUGAGAAUUGGAGUGGUUUACAUGUUGAUUAGUGUUGUGGAUACAUAUGUAGUGGUAGGAGAUUGCUGGCUUGUAAGAUUGCAAUGUUUGAUGCAUGAAUAUAAUGUGGAAAUUAGCUUGUGUUUGUUCAA